AUAUCAGUUAUUACUAAUGAGUAAUUUUACGAAUUCAAACUUUAUGGCCGAUAAGCCUUUGAUACUGGUGACACAUGGCUGGGUGGUGGACGGCUCCGGAAAAGCCACUCAGCUUAUAAAGGAUGCUUAUUUAGAUACAUAUGAUGUCAAUGUGAUUGUAGUCGACUGGAGACAAAUAUCACAUAUCAAUUACCUUUCUGCCGCAAUGAAAGCAGAAGACAUUGGCCGUCAGAUCAGUGAUAUGCUAAUCGCCAUAGCGAAGCAUUACGCAUUCGACAUAUCUCGUGUGCAUUUAAUUGGACACAGUUUAGGAGCACACGUGAUGGGAUCUGCAGGUUCUCAGCUUAAAAAUAACGGUUAUAUAGCAGGAAGAUUAACUGCUUUAGAUGCCGCGCGUCCAUUUUUUGAAUUUCCACUUUUAUUAGACGGAUUUUCUGCCAACGAUGCAGCUUUUGUGGAUGUGAUACAUACAAAUAUAGAUUUCUUGGGUAUUAGAAAUCCAAGAGGUCAUGCAGAUUUUUAUCCGAAUGGUGGUUACAUGCAGGAACCGUGUUGUCACUCAGAAAGUGAUGUCAGAAAUAACUGUCAACAUGCAUGUGCAUAUUAUUACUUCAAGGAAUCAAUAAGAGGCAAUAUUUUCAAGGCACGAAAAUGUAGUGAUUUUGAAUCUUAUCUUUCUGGAAAGUGCGUAACAAAUGAGACGAGUUAUAUGGGAGAGAUGUGUUCGCCGGAUUCUCAUGGCAAAUUUUAUUUAGUUUCUAAAGAUCCUUUUAGUAUUUUUAGUACCAAAUUUUACCAUUAAUCUAGCAUAAUUCAAAUAGUAGCAGUAUAAUUAGAAUUUUA
Molecule: messenger RNA, 843 nt
Organism: Papilio machaon (common yellow swallowtail)
Lineage: Eukaryota; Metazoa; Arthropoda; Insecta; Lepidoptera; Papilionidae
Product: hepatic triacylglycerol lipase
Exons: 4
Coding region: 17-802 (261 amino acids)
Biological process (GO): lipid metabolic process
Molecular function (GO): lipase activity
Source: RefSeq, a predicted model, not a curated record